AUGGCUGAAGAGACGUUCGACGAGGACAUCUUCGACGAUCUCUACGAUGAGCCGGAAGAGCCUGCAAAGUCAGCACCUGCGCCUGCAGCACCAGCUGCACUGGCCGACUCCGAACCUGUCGCGAGAAACGAGCCCGCCGUUGAUCCUGCUGUGGGCGCGCCAGGCUCUUUUGAUGGACAUGCUGCGCAAGACGAGUAUGCGCCCGUGGACGGCGACGCGCAAAUGGCUAGCUCGAAUUUUGCGGGAGCUGGAAACCAAGGCUCUGGAAAUGAGCACACUGUCGACGACAACUACGGUCCGAUAAAUGUCAAAGAAGAUGGGUAA
Didymosphaeria variabile is the source of this 324-nucleotide messenger RNA. RefSeq lists its product as uncharacterized. The transcript has 2 exons. NCBI's taxonomy places the organism in Eukaryota, Fungi, Ascomycota, Dothideomycetes, Pleosporales, Didymosphaeriaceae. The record is from RefSeq and is a predicted model, not a curated record. Bases 1 to 324 code for a protein of 107 amino acids.